GCAAGACAAGUAUCUUUGUCUGUAUAUCUGCCCAUCCAGUCACUCCUUUGCUAUAAACACUGCAAUGAGAAGUGAUUUCUCUCUCUCUGUUUGGGCAGAUCUGUUGGACUGUGGCCCUCAUGUUGCAGGGCACUGCUGAUGUUCCAGCUGCCUAUAUCCAGAGAGAACCAGUAAAAGUAAAUCAGAACAUAAGAGGAGAGGCAGAUGGGAGAAAGGACAGACGGGAAGCCAUAGAGAGGACUGGGCAGCAGCUAAGACCACUCUGGUACAGCACUCUUAAAAAAUGGUAACCCGUGAGUGCAUCUCUGUUCAUGUUGGCCAGGCUGGAGUUCAGAUUGGUAAUGCAUGUUGGGAACUCUUCUGUCUGGAACAUGGCAUUCAGCCAGAUGGCACCUUCAAGAAUCAGCCCAACAAAAUCAACAACGAUGACUCCUUUAAUACAUUUUUCAGUGAAACAGUCACAGAAAAGCAUGUGCCACGGGCUGUCAUGGUGGACUUGGAACCGACAGUAGUAGAUGAAGUGCGGGCUGGUGCCUACCGGCAGCUUUUCCAUCCAGAACAGCUGAUCACUGGAAAGGAGGAUGCAGCCAAUAACUAUGCCCGUGGUCACUACACCAUUGGUAAAGAAAGCAUUGAUCUGGUGCUUGAUCGUAUCCGUAAGCUGACAGAUGCCUGUUCUGGGCUACAGGGAUUCCUGAUUUUCCACAGCUUUGGUGGGGGCACUGGCUCUGGCUUUACCUCCUUGUUGAUGGAACGCCUCUCCCUGGAUUAUGGCAAGAAGUCCAAACUGGAGUUUGCCAUCUACCCAGCCCCUCAAGUCUCCACUGCUGUAGUGGAGCCGUACAACUCCAUCCUGACCACUCACACCACCCUGGAGCAUUCAGACUGCGCCUUCAUGGUGGACAAUGAAGCCAUCUAUGACAUCUGCCGUCGCAACUUGGACAUUGAGCGCCCCACUUACACCAACCUUAACCGUCUCAUCAGCCAGAUAGUCUCAUCAAUCACUGCCUCUCUGCGCUUCGAUGGUGCCCUCAAUGUGGAUCUGACAGAGUUUCAGACCAACUUGGUGCCUUACCCUCGCAUCCACUUCCCCCUGGUGACAUAUGCACCCAUCAUCUCCUCCGAGAGAGCUUACCACGAGCAGCUGUCAGUGGCAGAAAUCACCAGUUCCUGCUUUGAACCCAACAACCAGAUGGUGAAGUGUGAUCCACGUCAUGGAAAAUACAUGGCCUGCUGCAUGCUGUACCGCGGUGACGUGGUCCCCAAAGAUGUCAACGUAGCUAUUGCUGCCAUCAAGACCAAGAGAACUAUCCAGUUUGUGGACUGGUGUCCAACAGGCUUCAAGGUUGGCAUCAAUUACCAGCCUCCUACAGUAGUUCCUGGGGGAGACCUGGCCCAGGUGCAACGUGCCGUCUGUAUGCUAAGCAACACCACAGCCAUCGCUGAGGCCUGGGCCAGGCUGGACCACAAGUUUGAUCUGAUGUAUGCCAAGAGGGCAUUUGUGCACUGGUAUGUUGGUGAAGGCAUGGAGGAAGGGGAGUUUGCAGAGGCCCGAGAGGACUUGGCUGCACUGGAGAAGGACUACGAGGAAGUGGGAACUGACUCAUUUGAAGAAGAAAAUGACGGGGAGGAAUUUUAAAAUACACUGUGUUAUUCAAUAGCACCGGAUUGUCUCUGUCUUUCUUUACUGCAUGUGUCUGCAUUCCUGUCUGGUACCUUCUCCAUGUGUGUAAUAUAUAGCGAAUGAAGAUCAGAAAGGCCCUCAAAACACAGGAAAGCUAUCAUGUUUGGUAUGACCACCUAAUCCUAAUAAUGCCUGAUCCUCACUCAAUACAAGGGAAUGUAACAAGCAGUAGAUUCUCUGCCAGUCCACCUUGGGAGAAUUUUCUUUUCCAAUCCCAAAUGUAAUUAGCAAUUUAACCUUCUGCAUACAAACUAAAGUCACCAUAACUGAGCAUCCAAUUCCAGUUUUACAAGCCUUCGUCGAGUCACAAGAAAAAUAGCAUAGACCUCACAUUUGACCUACCGCUACCUUUUGCUCCUGGGGAUAUCAGGGAACAAUGUAAGUGGAUAACUGAGUCCUCCUUUGCUCUGUGGGACACACUGUCUCAUCGAUCUCCACCUGAGGGAUCCAAAUGGGAUGUGUCUGUUCUUUUGUCCUGUGAAACAUCCAUUUCUGAUAUAUGUGUGGAAUUUCCUUAGAAAUGUUACAGCAAUAGGAAACCUAGUGCAUAUUUUUGGUAAAAGUUUGUACUUUCUUGUGAAAGAAAGAAUCAGUUGUUGCUGGGUGCAAAAAUC
Messenger RNA from Malaclemys terrapin pileata, 2298 nucleotides. Its product is annotated as tubulin alpha-8 chain. Lineage: Eukaryota; Metazoa; Chordata; Testudines; Emydidae. Gene Ontology annotation, molecular function: GTP binding; structural constituent of cytoskeleton. The coding region runs from base 284 to 1639 and encodes 451 amino acids. Gene Ontology annotation, biological process: microtubule cytoskeleton organization; mitotic cell cycle. The transcript is spliced from 5 exons. The record is from RefSeq and is a predicted model, not a curated record. Gene Ontology annotation, cellular component: microtubule; cytoplasm.